AUGGAUGCUGAAAAGAUAAAUAAAGAAUAUGAGCAAGAGUUGCUGCUUCUUCAAUUGAAUGGGAUGAUGAAACUUCACGAGGAAGAUAGAAAACAUCAAGAGGAGUUGAGAAGAAAUAAACAAAAUCAUCACUACGAAAUGGUGCGUUUGAGAGGAAAAGAAUCAGAAGAACAACACAAAGUACAAGAGUUUGAACGGAAAAGAGUUGAAGAAUCGAGAAGACAUGAAAGUGAAAUGAUGGAUAUUGAAAGAAUAAAUUUGAAAGAAGAAGAAAAACUUCGAGAUGAAAAGAUGAAGUUGUUUAAGGAAAAUCUGAAAAAAGAAGAUGAGUCAUUUAGAAGCGAAGCUAAUCAAUUGCAAAUUCUUUUUAAUGAAAGCCUCAUGGUCCAUGCGAAUCUCGAUAAAAUAGAGGAAAUCAAAACAAUGAAGAAGAUAGUUCUGGAAGUGGAUACUAAAUGGUCUGAUGUCAAAAAGUCUUAUGAAUUGACUGAGGAAGUUUACUUUUUAACCGGCGAGAAACUCGAACCUGAAGAUAAGGAAUAUCUACUGCAAGACAUCGAAAGUUUGUUGGCCAAGAAACUGAGUCUCGAAAAACAUUUAUGUCUAGUUAAUAAAGGUUUGGGAAAGUGGAAAUCAAUUGCUGAUGAGAAAUGUUAUGAAGACGUUAAGAGAGAAUUGGAAAAACUGCAAACUGCAAUGAAAAACUUCGAGAAGGCCAUUUUGAACUUGAGGAAAACAAUUGUGUGUUUAAAAAUGUUUUUUUUCCAGAAAAAUAUUUACAUUGUCUUGCAGAAAUUAAAUAAUCCAAUCGAAGGAGCUCUAUUACCAGAAAUCAACUCAAUCAUUAGUUCAAGUGAUGCUACAGUGAAAAAUCUCACUAUAAACCCGAUGUUGAUGAAAACAAGUUUCCAAGAAAUGCUUGGAAACUAA
Caenorhabditis briggsae is the source of this 930-nucleotide messenger RNA. Lineage: Eukaryota; Metazoa; Nematoda; Chromadorea; Rhabditida; Rhabditidae. The record is from RefSeq and is a predicted model, not a curated record. Bases 1 to 930 code for a protein of 309 amino acids. The transcript is spliced from 5 exons.